AUGGCUCACGCAGCAUCACAGUUAAAGAAAACCAGGGAUUUAGAAAUUAAUGCUGAUGAAGAAACUGAGAAAAAAAGAAAACACAGGAAAAGAUCCCGGGAUCGGAAGAAAAAGUCUGACACAAAUGCAAGUUACUUAAGAGCUGCUCGAGCUGGCAACUUGGAAAAGGCUCUUGACUACUUAAAAAGUGGAGUGGACAUCAACAUUUGCAAUCAGAAUGGGUUGAAUGCUCUCCAUCUCGCUUCCAAAGAAGGGCACGUAGAAGUUGUCUCAGAACUGAUACAGCGAGGUGCCAAUGUGGACGCAGCGACAAAGAAAGGAAACACAGCAUUGCACAUAGCAUCCCUCGCUGGGCAAGCAGAAGUAGUCAAAGUGUUGGUUACAAAUCGAGCCAAUGUCAAUGCACAGUCUCAGAAUGGUUUUACCCCGUUGUAUAUGGCAGCCCAAGAAAACCACCUAGAAGUUGUUAAGUUUCUUCUUGACAAUGGUGCCAGUCAAAGCCUUGCUACAGAGGAUGGUUUCACGCCUUUGGCAGUAGCUUUGCAGCAAGGACACGACCAGGUGGUUUCACUGUUGCUUGAAAAUGAUACGAAGGGAAAAGUUCGUCUUCCUGCUCUCCACAUUGCUGCUCGCAAGGACGACACGAAGGCGGCGGCUCUGCUCCUGCAGAACGACCACAAUGCUGACGUGGAGUCAAAGAGUGGGUUCACUCCGCUCCACAUUGCUGCUCACUAUGGAAACAUCAACGUAGCUACAUUGCUGUUAAAUCGGGGUGCUGCUGUGGACUUCACUGCAAGGAAUGAUAUCACACCAUUACAUGUUGCAUCGAAGAGGGGAAAUGCAAAUAUGGUCAAACUCCUGCUUGAUCGAGGAGCUAAAAUUGAUGCCAAAACAAGGGACGGAUUGACCCCUCUCCACUGUGGAGCAAGAAGUGGCCACGAACAGGUUGUAGAAAUGCUGCUGGAUCGUGGUGCUCCUAUUCUUUCUAAAACCAAGAAUGGUUUGUCUCCGUUGCACAUGGCAACACAAGGGGAUCAUCUAAACUGCGUCCAGCUUCUGAUUCAGCACAACGUGCCGGUCGACGACGUCACCAAUGACUAUCUGACUGCGCUGCACGUUGCCGCCCACUGUGGCCACUACAAAGUUGCCAAGGUUCUCUUGGACAAGAAGGCGAACCCGAAUGCCAAAGCCCUGAAUGGUUUCACACCUCUUCAUAUUGCCUGCAAGAAGAACAGAAUAAGAGUAAUGGAACUUCUUCUGAAGCAUGGUGCGUCUAUCCAAGCUGUGACUGAGUCUGGGCUUACUCCGAUCCAUGUUGCUGCCUUCAUGGGACAUGUAAAUAUUGUAUCGCAGCUAAUGCAUCAUGGGGCAUCGCCCAACACUACCAAUGUGAGAGGAGAAACAGCACUGCACAUGGCUGCCAGAGCUGGCCAAACAGAAGUCGUUCGAUACCUAGUACAAAAUGGAGCUCAGGUGGAAGCUAAAGCUAAGGAUGACCAAACGCCCCUGCACAUUUCUGCUCGACUGGGAAAAGCAGAGAUAGUACAGCAGCUGCUACAGCAAGGGGCAUCUCCAAAUGCAGCUACAACAUCUGGCUAUACACCCUUGCAUCUUUCUGCUCGAGAAGGACAUGAAGAUGUUGCUUCUGUUCUUUUGGAUCACGGUGCAUCUUUAGCUAUCAUUACGAAGAAAGGAUUUACUCCUCUACAUGUGGCUGCAAAAUAUGGGAAAAUUGAAGUAGCCAACCUCCUGCUGCAGAAGAAUGCAUCUCCAGAUGCUGCUGGAAAGAGCGGUUUAACACCACUGCAUGUGGCUGCACACUACGAUAAUCAAAAAGUGGCACUUCUACUGUUGGAUCAGGGAGCUUCACCUCACGCAUCUGCUAAGAACGGCUAUACACCACUGCACAUAGCUGCCAAGAAAAACCAGAUGGACAUAGCAACUACACUGCUGGAAUAUGGUGCUGAUGCCAAUGCUGUAACCAGGCAGGGUAUUGCACCUGUACAUCUUGCCUCUCAGGACGGCCACGUGGACAUGGUGUCGUUGCUUCUUACUAGAAAUGCUAAUGUAAAUCUCAGCAACAAGAGUGGACUGACACCACUCCAUCUGGCUGCUCAAGAGGACAGAGUCAAUGUAGCGGAGGUUCUUGUUAACCAAGGAGCUGCUGUUGAUGCACAGACAAAGAUGGGAUACACACCUUUGCACGUUGGUUGCCACUACGGAAAUAUAAAGAUUGUUAACUUCCUUCUGCAACAUUCUGCGAAAGUCAAUGCCAAGACGAAGAACGGGUACACGCCGCUGCACCAGGCCGCGCAGCAGGGGCACACGCACAUCAUCAACGUCCUGCUCCAGAACGGCGCGGCGCCCAACGAGCUCACGGUGAAUGGAAACACUGCCCUUGCCAUUGCUAAGCGACUUGGCUACAUUUCAGUUGUUGACACACUGAAGGUGGUGACAGAAGAGACGAUGACUACAAUUACUGUUACAGAAAAGCACAAAAUGAAUGUACCCGAAACUAUGAAUGAAGUUCUUGACAUGUCUGAUGAUGAAGUUCGUAAAGCCAAUGCCCCUGAAAUACUCAGUGAUGCUGAAUAUUUGUCAGAUGUUGAAGAAGGUGAGGAUGCAAUGACAGGUGAUACAGACAAGUAUCUUGGACCACAGGACCUAAAAGAGCUGGGCGAUGAUUCUUUGCCUGCUGAAGGAUACAUGGGCUUCAGCCUCGGAGCCCGCUCCGCCAGCCUCCGCUCCUUCAGUUCGGAUAGGUCCUACACGCUGAACAGAAGUUCUUAUGCCCGAGACAGCAUGAUGAUCGAAGAAUUGCUGGUACCAGCAAAGGACCAGCACCUGACGUUCCCAAGGGAAUUUGACUCUGAUUCUCUCAGACACUAUAGCUGGGCUGCAGACACCUUGGACAAUGUUAACCUUGUCUCAAGUCCCAUCCAUUCUGGUUUCCUGGUUAGUUUUAUGGUCGAUGCACGUGGGGGUUCAAUGAGGGGUAGUCGCCACCAUGGAAUGAGAAUUAUUAUCCCACCGCGCAAGUGUACGGCACCGACCCGCAUCACCUGCCGCUUGGUAAAGAGGCAUAAGCUGGCCAGCCCCCCGCCAAUGGUGGAAGGAGAAGGAUUAGCGAGUAGACUCGUAGAGAUGGGGCCAGCAGGGGCACAGUUUUUGGGCCCCGUCAUAGUGGAAAUCCCCCAUUUUGGAUCAAUGCGAGGGAAAGAAAGAGAAUUAAUCGUACUUCGAAGUGAAAAUGGGGAAACGUGGAAGGAACACCAGUAUGACAGCAAACAUGAAGACUUAACUGAAAUACUCAAUGGCAUGGAUGAAGAGCUAGACAGUGUGGAGGAACUAGAGAAGAAACGUAUCUGCAGGAUCAUUACAAAGGAUUUCCCUCAGUACUUUGCAGUCGUUUCACGAAUCAAACAGGAGAGUAACCAGAUUGGCCCUGAGGGAGGGGUCCUGAGCAGCACAACGGUGCCCCGUGUCCAGGCGUCCUUCCCGGAGGGUGCGCUGACCAAGAGAAUUCGCGUGGGGCUCCAGGCUCAACCAGUUCCAGAGGAGAUUGUCAAAAAAAUCCUUGGAAACAAGGCAACUUUCAGUCCCAUUGUCACUGUGGAGCCAAGAAGAAGAAAAUUUCAUAAGCCCAUAACCAUGACAAUUCCCGUGCCACCUCCAUCAGGAGAAGGUGUAACCAAUGGGUACAAAGGAGACACGACACCCAGCCUUCGACUUCUAUGUAGCAUUACAGGAGGUACUUCACCUGCGCAGUGGGAGGAUAUCACAGGCACCACUCCGCUGACAUUUACGAAUGACUGUGUCUCAUUCACAACCAAUGUUUCAGCCAGGUUUUGGCUUGCAGACUGCCAUCAAGUACUAGAAACUGUUGGGCUGGCUACACAGCUUUACAGGGAAUUAAUAUGUGUUCCUUAUAUGGCAAAGUUUGUGAUAUUUGCCAAAAUGAAUGACCCUGUGGAAUCCAAUUUGCGUUGCUUCUGCAUGACCGAUGACAAAGUGGACAAAACUUUGGAGCAACAAGAGAAUUUUGAAGAAGUUGCAAGAAGCAAAGACAUUGAGGUUCUGGAAGGAAAACCUAUUUAUGUUGAUUGCUAUGGAAAUUUGGCCCCUUUGACUAAAGGAGGACAGCAGCUUGUUUUUAAUUUUUAUGCUUUCAAAGAAAAUAGACUGCCAUUCUCUAUCAAGGUAAGAGACACCAGCCAGGAACCUUGUGGUCGUUUAUCGUUUUUGAAAGAACCAAAGACUACAAAAGGACUGCCACAAACAGCUGUCUGCAACUUGAAUAUCACUCUUCCAGCACACAAAAAGGAAACAGAGUCAGAUCAAGAUGAUGAGACGGAGAAGGCUGACCGGCGUCAGAACUUUGUCUCCCUGGCUUUACGUAAGCGCUACAGCUAUCUGACUGAGCCUGGAAUGAUUGAACGGAGUGCAGGAGCAACAAGAUCCCUACCUGCUACUUACUCAUACAAGCCAUUCUUUUCAACACGGCCAUAUCAGUCAUGGACAACAACUCCAAUUACAGUGCCUGGGCAAACCAAAUCAGGCUUCACUUCCUUAUCAAGCUCUUCCUCUAACACUCCUACAGCUUCCCCAUUAAAAUCAAUAUGGUCUGUUUCUUCUGCUUCUCCAAUCAAAUCCACAUUAGGAGCUUCUACUACAUCUUCGGUUAAAUCUGUUAGUGAUGUAGCAUCUCCAAUUAGAUCAUUUCGGACAAUCUCUUCACCGAUAAAAACUGUGGUAUCGCAGCCUCCAUACAAUAUACAGGUUACAUCAGGCUCUUUCGUCAGAGCUCCCACAGUACCAGAAGCUGCUGGUCUAAAAGGGCUGGCAUCCACUACCACAUUCCCCUCUCGGACAUCUCCAGUGACUACAGCAGGGUCUCUCUUGGAGAGAUCAUCCAUAACCAUGACGCCUCCAGCAUCCCCCAAAUCCAACAUUAACAUGUACUCUUCAAGUUUACCACUUAAAUCGGUCAUCACAUCAGCAUCCUCACUUUUAUCGUCCCCUCUAAAGUCAGUGGUGUCACCCACUAAGACAGCAGUUGAUGCUGUUUCAUCUUCUAAAGUCAUGAUGGCCUCGUCUCUCUCGUCGCCAGCGAAACAUGUAGCUGGGCACACAGAUGUACCAUUGCUUAAUGGAUCUGUGUCACCUCUGAAAUACCCAUCUCCUGCCAACUUAAUAAAUGGAUCCAAAGCUGCAGCUGUUUUUCAGGACAAGAUCACUGCAGCUGCACACUCUGCAAGUUGCGCUGCUAAUGCAGUUGCUGACACAGCUGAGAGAGUGUUUUCAACCGCUACGACAAUGUCAUUCUCUCCACUCAGGUCAUUUGCGUCUUCAGCACCCUCAGCUUUUCAGUCAAUAAGAACUCCUCCUGCAGGUGCUCUGUAUACAGCCCUUGGGUCAAUAUCUGCAACUACCUCAUCAGUAACUUCAUCAACAAUAACGGUGCCGGUAUAUUCUGUAGUCAAUGUUUUGUCUGAACCAGCAUUAAAGAAGUUUCCAGAGUCGUCUUCGCUUACAAAAUCAGCUGCUGCAUUACUGUCACCCAUUAAAACAUUGACCACUGAGGCACGCACUCAGCCUUCCUUUAAUCGAACUUCAUCUCCAAUAAAAUCAUCCUUGUUUUUAGCACCCUCUACUCUUAAGUUGUCCACGCCAUCUUCUUUAUCCUCCAGUCAGGAGAUAUUGAAAGAUGUUGCUGAAAUGAAGGAGGACCUAAUAAGAAUGACUGCAAUAUUGCAGACAGAUAUCACAGAGGACAAACCAUUCCAACCUGAGAUAUCAAAAGAGGGUAGAAUUGAUGAUGAAGAGCCCUUUAAAAUUGUUGAGAAAGUAAAAGAGGACUUAGUAAAAGUUAGUGAGAUACUGAAAAAAGAUGUGUGUUUAGAAAGUAAAGGGUCGGCUAAAGUAUCCAAAAGUGAUCAAGGACACCUGUCUGAGGAUGACUGGGUAGAGUUCAGUACAGAGGAGAUUGAUGAAGCAAGACAGCAAGCUUUGACAAGUCCUCCUAUAUCUGUUCCAGAGAAGGUCCAAAUUAAAACUAAAACGAUGUCAGAAAAGGAUUAUAACUUGUCAAAAGUUAUUGAUUACUUAGCAAAUGAUAUUGGUAGUAGUUCAUUAACAAACAUAAAGUACAAGUUUGAAGAGGGGAAAAAGGAAGGUGAAGAGAGACAAAAGCGUGUUUUAAAACCAGCUAUUGCUUUGCAGGAACAUAAGCUUAAGAUGCCUCCAGCCUCCAUGAGGCCUUCAACAUCAGAAAAGGAGCUGUGUAAAAUUGCAGAUUCCUUUUUUGGAACAGAUACUAUUUUGGAAUCUCCAGAUGACUUUUCUCAACAUGAUCAAGAUAAAAGUCCCUUAUCUGACAGUGGCUUUGAAACAAGGAGUGAAAAAACGCCAUCAGCCCCACAAAGUGCAGAAAGCACAGGGCCCAAACCACUUUUCCAUGAUGUGCCCAUCCCUCCUGUUAUUACAGAAACAAGAACUGAAGUAGUUCAUGUUAUCCGCAGCUAUGAACCGUCAUCAGAAGAAAUUCCAGAGCAGAAAGCAGAAGAGCUACCAGCUGUGAAACCUGCCUCUACAUUUAUGGAGCUGGAGCAAAAACCUACUGGAUCUAUUAAAGAAAAGGUUAAAGCAUUUCAAAUGAAAGCCAGCAGCAGCGAAGAUGAUGAUCACAAGUGUGUCCUUAGCAAAGGUGUCCGAGUAAAAGAAGAAACUCAUAUCACUACAACAACCAGAACGGUAUAUCAUAAACCUCCAUGCACUGAAAGCACAUCCGAAAGAAUUGAGGAAACAAUGUCUGUUCAUGACAUAAUGAAAGCCUUUCAGUCUGGACGUGACCCUUCCAAAGAACUGGCAGGUCUGUUUGAACAUAAAUCAUCAGUAACAUCAGAGGUUAGCAAGUCUGCUGAAACUUCACCACCACAUGCAGAGAAGGACAGCAAAAUGAAACCCAAAUUGGAGCGAAUAAUAGAGGUCCAUAUUGAAAAAGGUAAUCAGGCUGAACCUACUGAAGUCAUUAUUAGAGAAACAAAAAAGCAUCCAGAAAAAGAAAUGUAUGUAUAUCAGAAAGACUUACCUCGGGGAGAUACUAACUUAAAAGAGUUGGAAAAACAUGAUGCUUUUCCUUGUUCAGAUGAACAAGGUCAGCAAGAAGAAGAAGAGCUCACAGCUGAAGAGUCACUUCCUUCUUAUCUGGAGUCUUCUAGAGUGAACACUCCUGUGUCCCAGGAAGAAGACAGUCGCCCUAGUUCUGCUCAACUCAUGUCUGAUGACUCUUACAAAACACUGAAGCUUUUGAGUCAGCACUCAAUAGAAUACCAUGAUGAUGAGUUGUCAGAACUAAGAGGGGAGUCUUACAGGUUUGCUGAGAAAAUGCUUCUUUCAGAAAAGAUAGAUGUGUCUCAUUCUGAUACUGAGGAGUCAGUUACUGAUCAUGCUCUACCCCUUAGUUCAGAGUUACAGGGGUCUGAUAAACGAUGCAGAGAAAAAGUAGCUACUGCCCCCAAAAAAGAGAUACUCUCCAAAAUCUAUAAAGAUGUAUCUGAGAAUGGUAUAGGUAAAAUGUCUAAAGAUGAUCAUUAUGAUAAAGUGACAGUGUUACACUAUACUGGAGAUGUUAGUAGUCCAAAACAUGCAAUGUGGAUGCGCUUUACUGAGGACAGAUUAGAGAGAGGUAGAGAAAAGUUGAUAUAUGAAGACAGGGUGGACAGGACUGUUAAGGAAGCAGAAGAAAAACUCACUGAAGUAUCACAGUUUUUUCGGGAUAAAACAGAGAAGUUGAAUGAUGAGCUACAGUCUCCAGAGAAAAAGCAGCAUAAAAAAAAUGGCAAAGAGAUACAUUCUAGCCAGAGCUCUGCCAGCAGCAGCCCUGAGAAGGUUCUGCACUCUGAAUUACCGGCUUCCAGUGACGAAAGGAGUAAGGUGAAACAGUACAGCCUUGAUGGGAAAUGCUUUCCCAAAAUGGAUGAAAGAAAAGCUUCCAGCUUGCCCAGCAGUCCUGAGAAAAGGAUUUUUGUGCAACAAACAGAGGACUCUAAACAACCUAUGGAACACACAGGAAGUGCUGAGCAGACUGGAAUACCUGAAGUUGCACAGACUGGAUUUCAGCUGAAGCAAUCAAAGCUCAGUUCCAUUAGGCUUAAAUUUGAACAGAGUAUAAGUCCAAAGAGUAAGGACCAAACUCAAGAAGAAAAAAAGCUGGAUGGUCAAUCCAGAAUUCCAGUAAAGAAAAUGCAAGAAAGUAAGUUACCAGUGUAUCAGUUCUAUUCUAGAGAAAAGCACCCAAGGCAAGUAGAUCUCGUGGAUGGGAGCACAGCUUUACAGAAAGAGGUGAAAAUACAGGAAGAUUUUGCUCCAGGUAAAGGAAAAGUUAUGGAAGACUUUUGUACUUCAGAUACACAAAAGCAAAGAACUGAAACGAGUAAAAGUGUGCCAGAAUACUUUUCGGAACAGCAGGCAAUAGACCUGGUGUACGGCUCAGACGCAACAAUGAAGGGGCACUGGGACAAAAAAAUCUAUAGGACAUGGGAAAGUCCUGGAACUUCUAAUCAUAAAACACAAAAAGAAAAACUCUCACAUGUACUGGUUCCAGAUACAGUGAAAGAAAACCAUGUUGAUCAUGCUGAAGCUAAAACUGACCAAAAAAGUGAAUUUAUCACUGUGACAGAACACAAAUUGGCAGCAAAUGGAAUUCAUUCAGAAGAAGUGAAGGAACUGACUGUAAAAUCUCCCUCAAAAAAGGUUCUAUACAGAGAAUUUGUUGUCAGGGAGGGGGAGCAUAAUGGUGAAAUGGCUGAUAAAACAUCAAAAAGGAAAGAAGAAUUCAGUGUGUCCCAUAUUCCAGUCAGGAUUGUAGAGGAGAAGAGGACCACGGUGAAUGGUGUCUAUGAACUUUCAGCUAAAGUAUCCCAAUCAGCUGUAAUUAAGGAGAAAGUUGAGAGGCAGUUUGAUUAUGUGGAAGAUGAAAAAGGAAAGCAUUCAGAAAUCAGAAGAGUUACCAAGCAACAGAGCUCAAUAGGUUUAAGUCCUCAUGUUGAGGAAACUGAGAUAUCCCCUAGCAAAUCACCAGAUUCUUUAGAGUUUAGUCCAGGAAAGGAAUCUCCUUCAAGUGAGUUAGUUGACUUUGGUACAAGUGAUUACUUGGAUAAAGUUGCACCUUCAGUAAGUACUGAAGGAGUGAAAGAAAUUAAGACUUUACCUGUUUAUGUCAGUUUUGUUCAAGUAGGAAAGCAAUAUGAGAAAGAGGUGCAACAAGGAAAUAUAAAAAAAAUUAUCAGUCAGGAGAGUAAGACUGUGCAAGAGACGAGGGGGGCAUUUUACACAGCUAGACAGCAAAAACAACCUCCUUCUCCACAAGGUAGUCCAGAAGAUGACACACUAGAACAAGUGUCCUUUAUAGAUAGCUCUGGUAAAAGCCCUUUAACACCAGAGACACCAAGCUCAGAGGAAGUGAGUUACGAGUUUACAUCUAAAACGCCCGACUCACUAAUAGCCUAUAUACCAGGCAAGCCUAGUCCUAUACCCGAGGUAUCUGAGGAAUCGGAGGAGGAAGCAGAGGCUAAGUCAUCCUCUGUAAAGCAGGCAGAAGUAGAGGAACCACAACCUGAUAAAAUAUUACCUAAUCAUAUAAAUAAGGACUCUAACAAAAGACCAAAAGGUAACAGAGUUGCCUACAUCGAAUUCCCUCCUCCACCACCACUGGAUGCAGAUCAAGCUGAGUCAGAAAAGAAGCCCCAUUACUCCACUGAAAGCGAAAUGGAGAUGAUAGAAGUAAACUUGCAAGAUGAACAUGACAAAUGCCAGCUGGCUGAGCCAGUCAUAAGAGUACAGCCACCAUCUCCUGUGCCACCAGGAGCAGAUGUCAGUGACUCUAGUGAUGACGAAUCUCUCUAUCAACCUGCUCCACUUAAAAAGUAUACAUUCAAACUAAAAGAAUUGGAAGAGGAUCAAAAGGAAUCAUCAAAACCUAGAGCCCCCGAAAAGAUUGAGAAACAGAAAGAGUUAGGACAUCCCACUUCUGGGAAACCUAAUGAGUUUGACAUUGGGCUUGAUUCACCCCAGAAUGAUGUAGUGCAAAAUGGGAAUAAUGACCAGUCUGUCACAGAGUGUUCCAUAGCAACCACUGCAGAAUUCUCCCAUGAUACCGAUGCGACUGAGAUUGACUCUCUUGAUGGUUAUGAUUUACAAGAUGAAGAUGAUGGUUUAACUGAGAGUGAUUCUAAACUUGCAGGUCCGGCAGUUGAAACCAAAAAGGAUGUAUGGACUACAGAAGGCAUUUUAAAGCAGACAGACCGCUGCUUUAGCCAGAGUAAGCUUGAAGUCAUUGAGGAGGAAGGCAAGGUAGGCCCUGAAGAAGACAAGCCGCUUUUGAAAGGUCCAGCUUCUGAAAAGACUGGAGAUAAGAGUGAACAGAAGUCAGGGGCACAGUUUUUCACUUUGGAAGGCAGACACCCUGACAGGACUGUAUUUCCUGAUACAUAUUUCAGCUACAAAGUAGAUGAAGAAUUUGCAACACCUUUUAAAACCGUGGCCACCAAGAGUCUAGAUUUUGAUCCAUGGUCCAAUAACCGAGGUGAUGAUGAAGUGUUUGAGACUAAAUCAAGGGAUGAUGAGGCUAAGCCAUUUGGUCUGGCAGUGGAAGACAGAUCUCAAGCUACAACACCUGAUACAACUCCAGCCAGAACUCCAACAGAUGAAAGUACGCCAACUAGCGAGCCCAACCCCUUCCCAUUUCAUGAAGGGAAGAUGUUUGAGAUGACUCGCAGUGGUGCAAUUGACAUGAGCAAGAGGGAUUUUGUUGAAGAAAGACUCCAAUUUUUUCAGAUUGGUGAGCAUACUUCUGAAGGGAAGUCAGGGGACAAGGGGGAAGGGGAUAAAAGUACAGUCACUGCCAUCACACAGCCACAGGCAGGGGACAACACUGUAGAAACAAACCUAGAGAGACCAGUAGAAACAACUGCAGUUGAAAAUAAGCCCAUCAUCCAGGCCAGUGGAGAUUGCAUGGAAGCAACACUUGGUAGUAACUCACUGGAAAAAUCAUCGUCAGCGGUAAAUGCUUCUAAAGUUGAUCCUAAAUUGCGCACACCAAUUAAAAUGGGAAUUUCUGCUUCCACCAUGACUCUGAAGAAAGAUGGCCCUGGCGAAGUGGCAGAUAAGAUAGAAGCUGUGAUGCCAAGUGGUCAGGGAUUAGAAAAUGAAACUGUAGCAGUGAUUGCGAGUUCAGCUACUAGCCAGACGAGCUGUAGGCAAACAGAAAACACUGAUUUUCCAAAAGAUAAUUUUAAUAACAACAACAAUUUGGAUUCAUCUGCUGUCCAUACAGAUAAUAUUACCUGUAACGUAGUGCUAAAAGAACAUUCGGAACCCAAAUGUUCCAUACAGAAAGCUAGCCAAAUGAAAAGCACGACAGGAAAAGGUACAGGGACAACACAAGGACACAGAAUGAAAGAUAAGCAAAAAGUACAUGGAGACCAGCAAAAGUCAACAGAGGUGGUAGGGACUAGAGCAAAAUCAAAACUUCCUGUAAAGGCCAGCUCAGUAAAAGAAGUCUUUCCACAAAAUACUCUUCAAAGCAAUGUAGGGAGAAAAGCAGGACGGGCUAGUAAGCCCGACAAAGCAAGAGAAAAUAAUUCUUCUCCCUGUCUAGAAGUUAGGUCUAGAAUUCCAGUAAAAAAUACACAUAGGAAUAAUUUAGCUAGAAAAACUCCAGCCCUGCCAAAACAAGAGCAGGUAGAGAAAGGAAAAGCAAAACAGCUUCCUUCUAAAUUACCAGUAAAGGUAAGAUCUACCUCCGUCACAGUGACAACAGUUAAAGUAAAGAAAAAUCAGCUUAGGGAGGUAUGUAAACAUUCUAUCGAAUAUUUUAAGGGAAUUAGUGGUGAGACAUUAAAGCUUGUGGAUCGUCUAUCUGAUGAAGAGAAAAAGAUGCAGUCAGAGGUCUCUGAUGAUGAAGAAGACAGUACAUCAAGAAACACAUCAUUGUCAGAAGCUACUCAAGUUUACCAGCCUUCCAUUACAUCGAAGUCUGCUAGAGAUAUGAGAACAGAGGCAGCAUCUAUAAAAUCAAAGAUUGAAAAGGCCGACAGUGAGAGGAGGAGGAGUAAGAGGACUGGUCCCCAGAGUCCAUGUGAACGGACCGAUAUAAGGAUGGCAAUUGUAGCCGAUCAUCUAGGACUUAGCUGGACAGAACUGGCAAGAGAACUGAAUUUUUCUGUGGAUGAAAUAAAUCAAAUCCGAGUAGAAAAUCCAAAUUCCCUUAUUGCUCAGAGCUUCAUGUUAUUAAAAAAAUGGGUUACCAGAGAUGGGAAAAAUGCUACAACUGAUGCCUUAACCUCUGUAUUGACAAAAAUUAAUCGAAUAGAUAUUGUGACCCUGUUGGAAGGACCAAUAUUUGAUUAUGGAAAUAUUUCAGGCACUAGAAGCUUUGCAGAUGAAAAUAACGUUUUUCAUGAUCCCAUUGAUGGUUGGCAGACUGACUCGUCAAGUGUCACUGAACCACCGACUUCAGGACGCAGAAUAGGUGGUAGUCUGCUCGAUCAGCUGGAUGAUAGCCUGGACCAAUGCAGGGAUUCUGCUACUGCCCGUGUUAAGGGAGACGCAGGGAAACUGGAAGUGAAUGGGAGCCUCUCCAAAUCCACAGCGGAUGCAAAAGCCAAACCUUAUGUCCAAGAAUCUUUAAAUGAUGUGGGAAAACAGAGUGACAGAGAAGCCCUGAAAACAAAACCACACAUUUCAGCUGCUACUGAUGAGGAAACAUUAUCAUCAACAGCAUAUCAGAAAUCUUUGGAAGAGACGAGCAAGCCCACAACAGACGGCAUCAAAACAUCUGUGCCUGUCAGUGUGAAGAAGAUGAGCUGGAGUACGUCGGAGGAUGGCAAGCCGAGAACAAGCAUCCAGGAGGAGGAGGCAGCAGUAACGUCUGAGCAGAAGCAGGGAGAAGGUUAUAAGGUUAAGACAAAGAAGGAAGUCAGACACGUGGAGAAGAAAAGUUAUUCAUGAAAGCCGAACGCCGAACGAACUGUGCGCUUUAACUGCCAGUAUGCUAGAAGGACACUCACAGAAGAAAAAUCAACAGGAAUUAAGCAUUCACCUAUAAAAGUGUGCGUGUGUUUGCUGCUUCCACACAUUAACCGCAUGGUUUUUAUGCAAAAACAAAACAAAACAAAAAAAAAAAAAAACAAAAAAAUUAAUUUAGCAUGAGCCAAUUUACAGAGCAUGGAAAUUCACUUUCAUUCACAGGAUUGGAGAGUGUGCAAUUAACAAUGCAGUGUAUAUACCAGAUGCCAUGCUGUUAACAGCUUAUUUCAAGCAGUUUGAUGUCAUCACAAAAGAAAUAAAUUCCUGUGGCCAGAGGGGAUUUAAGAAGAUGAAAUGGUUAAACUAUGGAAAGACACUAAAAUUACUAAAAUCCACAACAGCUCGCCUUAUUUUUCUUGGACCCAAACUGUCAGGGUAUAAAACACUAUUUGUUUCUUUUUUAAACAUCAAUAGUUUUGCUGUAAAUAAAUAACACUGUAUAAAUUCUAACAAAAUAGAAUAAAUGUUGAUAAGGCACUGCCUUCUUGAUCACAAAGAGUAUUGCAAAUGCGUUGAGCAAGCUAGGUGUCUCAGAUGGCUACACCUACCGGGAUAUUCUGGGUGUAUCUUCACAGAUUCUUGUAUAUUAGCAAUUAUAAUGUUUGUAUAUGCAAAAAUGCUAGCUUGAUUUUAAAAAAAUCUUUAAAAUCUGCUGCAAAUUUAAAUGAUUCCCAAAAUGAGGAAUUCUGUAGUUCUGUGAAAAUUUUUCUUCAGAGUACUAAUAUUUUGAUGCAUGUGUUUCACCUUAUUUUGAUUAAAUCUUUUCCAGUUUUGCAAACACUAUACUGCAACAUGAGAAAAUAAGAUUUUAUCUGUAAACACAAAGCCCUUCAUCUAAUAUUUGUUGCUGUUGCCAAUUUUUCAAUGAAAUGACCUAAAACCCAUAACAUAUACAGUAGUUGCAUUAUGGGGAGGGGGGUGCUAUCUGUUCUCGCUUUAUAACAGGGGUAAUGCUUGCAGCUUUAGAAGUGGGUUGGUGCUCUAAUGAGCACAGGUUUGGGAUCUUUUUAAAUGAACUGAAGAGAAAUUAUUAGCUAAUAGACUGGCAGCACGCUGUAAAAUUAUUACUGUAUUGUGUACUGGCUAUAAGAUGUAGAAUCUUUCAGUAAGCCAAUCAUCUGUAAUCAUCCUAGCAGUGUAAUAUUAGGUUGUUAAGGCUGCUGUGUUUUAAAGGGCAUUUUUAUUUGGGUUUUGGUGAAAUCCUUUAAUUUGUCGAUUAUAUUCAUAUGGAAACAGCAUUCAUUGAUAAUAGCUCUAAUUACAUAUGUAUGAAAACAACAAACACUGGAUGAUCUAGUUGAUUAUUUAAGCAUAAAAUAAAUUGUGUUAAAACUCUGGGGUAACGUGUAUUUUGCAGUGUUAUUGUACCCGAUGUAACUGUGUCUUCAGCACAUCAGCCAGUAAUUACCGCUGGCUUCUUGCUCCUUUUCCUCUCCGUCCCUUUCGCGUGAGCCGCCUCCUCGGCUUCCCCGUGCGGGCGGGCGGCCGCCCCUCGGCCGGCUUUCCCCGCAGCAGCCGUCGCCCCCGCCGCAAAGCUAAGGAAAGGCCACCUCCCCGCGACGGAGGAGGCUCCUCGGAAGCGGCGCUGCAGCGCACCUUUUCCCUCCUGAGGAUACUGCGGCGCAAAGCUGGCAGCUCCCGUCCCUGCCGGAGCGUUUGGAGGGCCGAGCCAAGACGAGCAGCGACUCCGGGACCUCGCCAAGCAGACGCCUCCUGCCCUGGCAUCGCGCACGCGAGGGAGGAUGCUUUCAGCACGCGCCGGCAGCUGCCAGCGGUCAGCGUUAGGCCGCGGGUUUGGCGGUCGGCAGCGGCGGUGACCAGCCGCGAGAAGGCGCGAGGAGCCGGCACCGGUGGCGGCAGCAGGGAGAGGCGAGGCGAGGUGCCGGCCCCGGCCGCCGCGCAUCCCUCCGGCGGCUCCCGCCAGGUGCCCCGGCCUCGCGGCUGCUUGCGGCCCCAACGGGGACGGAGUCGAUGUCGAAACGGCAACUGUACAGCUAGAUUUCCAGAGCUCAAAGCUGCCUGCUAAAUGUUGCACAAACAUAGGGUUUUCUAGGUGUUGCUUUAGUUUGAAUGCUUUGAUUCAAGCACUAGUUCAGGACGUUUAGGAAAAAACAAGGUGGCAGCUAUUCUUUUAAAAGAAAACAGAAAUCCUUCCUGUAAGAGCAAAUGCUGCAGACAGCCCCAGAGCGAGAGCUUUACCCUUAAUACGUGCUUUUGUCUUUUUUCCUAUUUUCUCCAACGAGAACGUGCUCCGUACAGGCAAAAUUGUAAGUCAUGGGAUUUUAUUGCAUCUGUUCAAAUUGCUGACUGCUGCAUUCUUCUUAGCCUUUGACUUCUGCUUCGGUACUACCUGCUAGCGACGCUGCAAAGAAUUUGGCCGAGCUCCUCCCGUUGUUCAAGGAGCGUCAAACGCGUCUUAUUUGUGGCCAGUAACAGCUGUAACGUCAGAAAUUCCUAGAGCUCCUGCAGUGCUGAGAUGACAUUAGCAGGAUAAAUGGCUUUCGCUUGCGGGAUUGCAGCACCCCACUAAUUAAUGCUAAUUUCCUGGAGGACUGUUUAAUGCAGGCUUUUGCCUGCAGCAGGCACCACGAGGGAAGGGCGCCAGGCCCCGUUUGGUUGGAUUUGGGGGAAAGCGCGGCGGUUUUCUGCUCGUCCCACAGCAGUGACAUGGACGCAGGAGUAGAGAAGAGGCAGAUGGGAAACUUGGGUCCAGCCUGCUACAGAGUCCAAGUGCUUUACAUAAAAAAUGCAUGAGAAAAGGGUUAGCAAAGGACAGAAAAAAUUAGUUGCUCAAGGAAACUCGAUGUAUGUGCCACGUUUCUCAUAACUGCUGAUGCUAAAAACAGGCUGCUAAUCAUGCAUGGCUCUAUUUAUUUGACCCUAAAUCCUGGAGGAAGGCGAAGAUUUAUAAUAAAAGUUUUAUUGGUACUUUUCCCAUCACGCUAAUGUUCAAUUAUUGAGAGCCAGUUGGUCUAUAAAACAGCAACGCAGAGCGCCCGCUGUUCACCGGCUUCCUUGGACGGCGUCCAGGCGUUGCGUAUCGUUACGGCACAGCCAGAACAACAGAACAAACCUGUUACGAAUCUGACAAAACUUCCUGGGAAAGGAAGGACACAAAGGAAAAGCCCAAGAGCAGAAGAUGCAUUAGCUGCUGGAUUGCUCCCGCGUGGCAAAUUUUCAUAAUUGUAGAGUCCGUCCUCCAGAGAGAUUUCUUUCCUAAUGCAGGUUUCUGAUUAAAUAAUUGUCGGUUGGAAGAAAAAGCGGCAUAUUUGGUUAUUUUAGUCUGAAUUGUUUCUUAGAAAACAUGUCUCAUUCUGCAUCAAUAGACAGCUUAACCCGUUAUAUUGGUGAACAGGGUUUCUUUCUGUUCAUACAAAUGUUUUUCAGAUCGUAAGCUUUUCCCCUGUAACCCUGCUUCCACAGCGGCAAGUCUCUACAUCUACCAGCGGCCUUCUCAGCGGACUGUUCUCCUGUACACAGAUCACACUCUUUUAGUACUGCUUCAGCUUGCUUUCCUUUUUUCCCCCUGUUUCAGUCAGGUACUCUGAGUACUGUACAGGAAUGUUCCUGGGGUUAAUUAGCUUCCAUUAGUCUUAUAUCUUCUCGGUCUCUAACUACUGAAUAUUUUAAUGAAAUUGUAUUGUUAUAGAAGUUCUUCCAGCUGAUUAAUGGACCUCUGGAAUUACUUUAAGGAUUUUAUUAAAUCUCUGAACAUACCUAUUCUAAGCCAUCAUCAUGACUACCACUGUAUUUUAUACAAAUAUUUCUACUGUUGAUGUGAGUUUGUGAAAUACUGUUUCUAAUUGCCCAUUACCUCCUGUAAUGAUAGUUUCUGCUAAGAAAUUCCUGCCUUUUUAUUGCUGCUCCUGGAUGUGAAGACCUCCGCUGGUGCUAUGGAGGCUUUAACAGCCCUUUUUUGGACCAACUCUCCCCUCCACCCUUACAGGUAUGUUUACGACUGCUACUCCUGAACACCUUAAGUCUUCAAAGAGGGUUUUGCUAAUUGUGCUUAUAGUAUUUGUGCUUUUUAAUUGGUUUGGUUGACGUUUUGCUGAUGUGCGAAGCAUACGCUGGGGUUUUGAGGGUGCUAAUUAGGGUAGCGCGCUCUCUCCCUUUUUAAUCCAUUGACCCGGGGCAGGCGGGUGGCCUUGCACUCAGGCGCGCGGGUGCUGUUUCCGAAGCGACUCGGAGGCUUCGGGGAGAAGCAGGGCGCCGUCUCCGAGGCGAGCGUCACGGGCGCCGGGCGUCACUCCCGCUCGGCCGCCCCCGCCUCCCUCUCGGGCCGUCCCGGGCGGCGGCGGGGAUGAGCCGGGCGCCGUCUCGGCACGGCUUCGAACCGCAGGGCGCCAGGAAGCGCCGAGGUGCAGCGGGGAGAGGCCAGCAGCGAGCCUGGGGCAUAUCUAAAAUGAGACAUGCAUUAAUAUACCUUAAUUUAAAGCAGUUUUACAGGAGUACAGAGGCCUGAAUUAACAGGCCGCGUAGCGGGGCUUCGCUGAAGUGCUCUGUCAGUAUCAGGGCCUUUGAACGAGGCUUUGCGUUCGCUCUGGGCUCGGCAGGACGGCGUGAAGCCCGGCCUCUCCGUGAGCCCGCUGCAGUAACUCUGCUCUUGCCGGGGGAAACCCCCCAGACCGGCUGCGGUUCGAUCUUCUGCCGGAUUUAAAUGCUUGUAUUAUUCAAGCUGCUUGCGGAAGCCGCGGCAUGCUCUGCAACACCGGCCUCAGCUAUCUGAUUAUAAACCUAAUUUCAUCGCAAUCUGCUUACAGCAGCCAGCAGCAGAAUUCCCUUUACUGUAUGUAAGAUGUAUUCCAGGAAAAGCAGAUCGCUUUCCACACCUCAGAAAAUGAUGCUGAACAUAAAGCAACUAUUUUGGAAAGGAUUUUUUCUCCCUCUUUCUAGUCCCUGUGCGUUAUCAGAUCUGGACGAGGAAAAUGCUUCCAACUCCGCCAAGUACUCAGGCGGGAGAUUGAUGCGAUGAAGACCUUUUGCCCUCUCUCUUCCGGAGAGGCUCGGUGCAGGCUCUUCCGGAGCGCUCUCAGGUGCGAAGCAGCCCGCCCGGACGCAGAGAGCAGAGGGGGCUCAGCAAACGCAGCACCUACAGCAGGAACGGCGAGGAGGACCCGGCCACCCGCCCUCGGCCUGCUGCACCCUCACGCGCUGGGGGAGGGAAAGGGUUUUCCACCGCCAACCGGUGCUGUUUGCAGGCUCUGCUCGAACAAGUCUUCUCUCUCGCAUAUUUUACUCAAAUUCUUGCAUCUGAACAACCAAAAGGAGUAAUUUAGCGGUAUGGUGGAGCUCGUGGUGCCCCUCAGUGCAGUAAUGGCAGUUUGUGCAUGAACCGAUACGGUGCUUGGCACUUUGCUCACUCGCAUCACUUCUAGAGGAAGCUGAAAACCGGUAUGCUUCUUCGGGUCUUUUUCUUUUUUUUGAAAUAGUAGUAAAAAAGCACUAUUUAAAAUCAACAACUUUGCCUCAGCAAAAGUAUGGUUUUUUCGAACUCGCUCAAACACGCAGAUUGCACUACGUAUGAGCUCAACACUGGCAUAAUUUAUCAGGGCACUAAUAUUUUUUCUUAAUGCUGAGUGAACUGUUACUCUUUUGAAGCUUUACAGAUGCCCCUUCAAGGGAGUCAAGCAGCUGAAAGCAACGCGGACGCUGUGCCGUCGGGCCCGCUUAGGGGGCAGGCGGUCGCGGACGCCGGAACGGGCAGCCCGCAGGGUGCCCUGCCGGGGGGCAGCGCCGGCGCUGCGGGAAAGCCUCGCCUGGGGAAGCCGGAGCAACGCGAAUCCGAAACGCGCAGCAGCCAGAUCCGCUGUAACCUAGUGCUGAAUAAAGCGGAAGGAAUGCUGUUAAA
Molecule: messenger RNA, 18940 nt
Organism: Rhea pennata
Lineage: Eukaryota; Metazoa; Chordata; Aves; Rheiformes; Rheidae
Gene: ANK3
Product: ankyrin 3
Exons: 44
Coding region: 1-13011 (4336 amino acids)
Biological process (GO): signal transduction
Molecular function (GO): protein binding
Source: RefSeq, a predicted model, not a curated record